Messenger RNA from Colletotrichum siamense, 633 nucleotides. RefSeq lists its product as uncharacterized. Lineage: Eukaryota; Fungi; Ascomycota; Sordariomycetes; Glomerellales; Glomerellaceae. Bases 1 to 633 code for a protein of 210 amino acids. The record is from RefSeq and is a predicted model, not a curated record. The transcript has 3 exons.
AUGAGCCCGACAUCCGAAGAAGCAUCGGAGCUGGAUAUAUCAUCGAGCUCGCCCGACUUCAAGUCCUGGUCUCGAAGCAGCAGCAUCACCAGCAGACACACCAACAACACUGAAGUCAACGACCCCCUCGAAGACGCCGAAUUCACACGCUCCGUCCAGCAGCUCAUCGAGUCGCUCGAAACCCACCGGGUAAACACCCUCACAGAGCUCUGCCGGAUCGAGCGCGUGGCCGCGACCUGCGAGAACGAAGAGGACGCCGUCGCCUUCCAGGGCCCCAUGACGGCGGCCUGGGACUACUACGUCAACAGCAACCAGCUCCUGAGCGAGCUGCGAGGGAUGACGCGCAGCUACCCGAUCUGCAGCGACAUCCUCUACGACGCUCACGUCCGCGUGCGCAGCGACCCGAACUCGAACAAGAGCUGGAACCUGGCCUGGCUCUGCUUGACCAAGAUCCAGGAAGAUGGCCUAGUUGACGGAUACGCCGGCGUUGAGGCCGUGAAGCCUGAGAUGUGGGGAGGCCGCGAGCCUUCGGCGGAGGAGGCGGAACAGCUCAAGGCGUGCUUCGUGUACGAAUGGAACAAGGCCUUGAGUGCCAUGCUCAGGCACUGGGCCGUCGAUCCGGUCUGGUACUAG